AUGACGGAAAAGAAAUCGCUGAACAGUCUUAUAAUUCAUCCAGAUAUUGAACCUGGUGUUAUAGACAAUGAAAUGCUUACACGUUGCAUUUUAGAAUACGGUCCAAAGGAGGAGGCAGGUCGGCUGUUUGCAGAAGAAGGUGUCCAUUUAGAUGAAGCCCCUAUAGUACGGCUUGAGUUUCAGAAUAUCCUAAGAAUAGACCAUCUAUGGAUGCUUAAGUCACUAACAAAAUUAACUCUAGCACAUAAUUUAAUAGAGAAAAUUGAAAACUUAGACCAGCUCACUGGGUUAAAUGAACUAGAUCUAUCGUUUAACAAAAUCGAAAAGAUUGAAAACCUCGAUGCUCUGGUGAAUCUUGAAGUUCUCACUCUAUUCCAUAAUAAAAUAAGGAAGUUGGAAAAUAUGGAAACUUUAGAGAAACUACUCGUUUUUAGCAUUGGAGAUAAUUUAAUAGAAGAUUAUAAAGAGAUGUCUUAUUUGCGGAGGUUUCGUAAACUCCGCUCGGUGAGUUUCAAAGGGAAUCCUUGCUGCGACGACCCAAUGACGUAUCAGUUUUUAAAGUCUGCGCUCACUCGAGUAACCUACCUCGACUUUAAGAUCGUCACUGAAGAAGAAAGGGAGGACGGGAGAGCCCUGUUCAGAGGAUUGCUUCGAAAGCUCGAUGAAUCCGACGAGAAGUCGGAAAAAGAAAGACUCGCCAAAGAGGAAUACGAAGCGCGUGUGGAGUUCUACGCGUUAUCCUUUGUGGAGUACUUGAGUGGACCGGAGCUGCUGGAGUCCAUGUUUGAGAAGGACCCUGACGGCACACUACUGCUUCAAAUUGGAGGCGAGCUCAUAGGUUUUUACGAACAGUAUAAGGAGCAAUAUGUAGAGACGAUGGCCGGUUUGGUUGAAUUCGCUCAAGAAGCCUACAAUGAUCGCCAAAACGAAAUCAAAUUGUUUAACGACCUCGUCCUGAACGCCCUAGAAGACAGUGUUAAGAAAAGCAAACAGGUCGUAGAAAACUUCGAGGAAAAGAAAAAGCCAUUGGUAGAUAAAAUGAACGAGCUAAUCCAGAAGUUCACAACGAAGCAAGCUACAAUAGAGCUGCUGGAACCAGCGAUUGUAGAUCUCGGAGACGCCUUCAACGAUGUGCUCUACGAACUCUGGAAAAGUCUCAUGACCAUAGAAAUGCAACUUUAUGAGCAGUGUGAGGUAUAAACGAAUAACAAAAUGAUAUGAUAUUCCACCUAUUACGGGCUGUACAUUAUUUUUUCACUCUAGAGUUACAAUCACC
Messenger RNA from Chilo suppressalis (striped riceborer), 1276 nucleotides. Lineage: Eukaryota; Metazoa; Arthropoda; Insecta; Lepidoptera; Crambidae. The record is from the annotation of a GenBank genome assembly.